UCCCCAUAUCGGCAGGGGGACAGCAGCAUCCGCUACUUUGAGAUCACGGACGAGGCGCCCUACGUGCACUACCUGAACACUUACAGCAGCAAGGAGCCACAGCGUGGCAUGGGCUUCAUGCCCAAGAGGGGGCUGGAUGUCAGCAAGUGUGAAAUUGCCAGGUUCUUCAAGCUGCAUGAGCGCAAGUGUGAGCCCAUCGUCAUGACGGUGCCACGCAAGUCAGACCUCUUUCAGGACGACCUGUACCCCGACACGCCGGGCCCUGAGCCGGCCCUGGAGGCAGAUGAGUGGCUGUCAGGGAAGGACGCGGAGCCCAUCCUCAUCUCGCUGCGGGACGGCUACGUCCCCGUCAAGAAUCGGGAGCUGAAGGUGGUCAAGAAGAACAUCCUGGACACCAAACCCCCCCCGGGCUCCCGCCGCAGCUCCACUUCCAUUACCGACAUCUCUACCCCCGUCCUGGACGAGGUGCUGGAGGAGAUCCGGGUGCUGAAGGAGACGGUGCAGGCGCAGGAGAAGCGCAUCUCCGCUCUGGAGCACAAACUCUGCCAGUUCACCAAUGGCACGGACUGAGGCACGGGUAUGGGACUGCGCCCAGCCCAGCAUUAAACCACAUCCCGCAGCGGG
This is a messenger RNA of Lagopus leucura (white-tailed ptarmigan), 624 nucleotides long. Its product is annotated as coronin-6-like. Lineage: Eukaryota; Metazoa; Chordata; Aves; Galliformes; Phasianidae. Gene Ontology annotation, molecular function: actin filament binding. The record is from RefSeq and is a predicted model, not a curated record. Gene Ontology annotation, biological process: actin filament organization; cell migration. The transcript has 4 exons. The annotation marks the transcript as partial.